AUGCAUAUCAUCAAGCUGAACUAUGCUUCCAUUUUAUUCGUACUUCUUCUCUCCAUCUUNCCAGGUCUUCAAGGACCACCAGGUCAACCCGGUCCACGAGGAGACAAUGGUCCACCUGGCCAACCGGGUCAACCAGGUUUACCAGGUUAUGUUGGACCUAAAGGUGAACGUGGUACACCAGGUAUGCCAGGUAUUGCCGGUAUUGCUGGUCCACCAGGUGCAAGUGGUCCUCCAGGCCCAGCUGGUCCAGGUCUUCAACGUACCGGCUUCAUGGUUGUACGUCACUCACAAUCCUCUCAGGUACCUGACUGCCCAUCUGGUAUGGUCAAACUCUGGGACGGCUACAGUUUACUUAUGAUGCAAGGAAACGAUCAUGGAUAUCACCAAGAUCUUGGCUCCGCUGGCUCAUGUCUACAGAAAUUCUCUGCAUUGCCAUACUUACGUUGUGAUCACACAAAUGUUUGCUACUAUGGUCAAACAAAUGAUUUAACAUACUAUCUAUCAACAACAGAACCAAUGCCAAUGAUGCCUGUUCAACGUGAUCAAAUUCGGCCAUAUAUUUCACGUUGUGCCGUCUGUGAAGCACCUGCUAAUGUUAUGUCAUUCCAUAGUUUAUCAAUGACACCACCACCAUGUCCAAAUGGAUGGAACAUUUUAUGGCAAGGUUACAGUUUCGUCAUGCAUCUUGGCCGUGGCGCACAAGGUGGCGGUCAAUCAUUGGCUAGCCCUGGUUCAUGUCUUGAAGAUUUCCGUGCAACACCAUUCAUCGAAUGUUCAGGAACAGACGGUAAUUGCAUGUAUUAUGCCAAUAAAUUCAGUUACUGGAUGACUGUUAUCGAUCAAAACAAUCAAUUUGAAGUACCACGUCAAGAAACAUUGAAAUCUGGUAAUCAUCGCAAUAAGAUCAGUCGCUGUACGGUUUGUUUGAAAACUCAACAAAGUAGUGGCCAAGGAGGUUUUCAAAAUGGAAAUUACUACGUCGGACAAACAUUAAAGAAACAUUAG
This is a messenger RNA of Adineta ricciae, 1005 nucleotides long. The record is from the annotation of a GenBank genome assembly. NCBI's taxonomy places the organism in Eukaryota, Metazoa, Rotifera, Eurotatoria, Adinetida, Adinetidae.